Ilyonectria robusta is the source of this 1444-nucleotide messenger RNA. RefSeq lists its product as uncharacterized. NCBI's taxonomy places the organism in Eukaryota, Fungi, Ascomycota, Sordariomycetes, Hypocreales, Nectriaceae. Gene Ontology annotation, molecular function: FAD binding; monooxygenase activity. The transcript has 2 exons. Gene Ontology annotation, biological process: secondary metabolite biosynthetic process. The coding region runs from base 122 to 1444 and encodes 440 amino acids. The record is from RefSeq and is a predicted model, not a curated record.
GCUAGAUAUUGACCCCAUUCGGGCUCCUAUAAACAUCGAAUUGGUUCAGUCAUUAUACCACUGCUAUUCAUUUCUUACCAGUUAUUUCUUCCACUUCAUUAUCCAAAUCAAUCAGGUGAAGAUGAGUGAUAUUCGAGAUUUGCACAUUGCCAUCAUGGGCGCCGGCAUGGGUGGCCUUGGGACUGCAUUGGCCCUUGCCAAGAAAGGGUUCAAGCACAUCGAUGUUUACGAAUCGGCCAGCAACCUCGGAUUCGUUGGAGCCGGAAUCCAGAUGGCACCAAAUAUGGGAAGGAUCCUGGACAAGCUAGGUUGUUGGACGGAAAUCGAGAGGGACGCGACGCAUGUUACAGGGAGUAGUAUCCGGCAGGGCGCUACCAACGUUGAACUCGCGCACGUCGACAUGCCGGAUAUCAAGGCUAAAUACGGAUACUCGCAUUGCUGUGGGCACAGAUCUUCCUUGGCCGGCCGCAUGUACGAGGCGUGCCAGAGGGAGGGCAGCAUCAAUUUCCACUUCUCAACUUCCCUGCAAGACAUUACGGGCUUUUCGCCCCGAGUUUCCUUUACUGUCGUGCCAAGAGAUUCUGAGCCUCGCAAAGUCGAAGCCGAUAUUCUCCUGGGCUGCGAUGGCAUCAAGAGCGUGACUCGGGUAAAGCUCCUGGAACAAGUCGGGGCUACCUCCGAGGAAGCUGAGACUGGGCAAGCUGCCUACCGCAUCAUGCUCAAGCGGGAAGACAUGGCACAUGACCCAGAUUUGCUCGCCCUGAUUGAUAGUGAUAAGGUUGUCAGAUGGGUUGGUGAGAAACGUCACAUCAUUGCCUACUCCAUCGAUGGAAAGUCUAUCUACAACCUUUCGACCUCUCAACCUGACGAGAAUUUUGCGACUGCCCCUUCAGCCACGUACACAACCAGAGGAUCGAAAACUAAGAUGCUGAAGGUCUUUGAAACCUUUUGUCCGCUGGUUCACAGGAUGCUCAACCUUGUCCCAGAGGGAGAGGUCUGCGAGUGGAGGCUGAGGAUGUAUUUGCCACUACCAACCUGGACACACGGAAGCGUUGCCCUCGCUGGAGACGCAUGUCAUCCAACCCUACCUCACUUAAGCCAAGGUGCUGCCAUGGCCAUCGAGGAUGGUGCCACCAUCGCCGAGGUGCUCUCCCUUGCUCCAGACGCCCAACCAGAGACAAUCGCCAAGUGCCUAAAGGUAUACGAAAUGUCUCGCAAGGAGUGGACUUCGAACCUCGUACAGAUGGCCUUUUUAUCAGGGCGCACGUUACAUUUAGGCGAAGGUAAGGCCAAGGAAGAGAGAGACAGGAUGUUCCAGGAACACAAGACGAGCGGCUCAGUGCCGGACAAGUGGACAUCCCCUGACGUCCAGAACAUGAUUUACAGCAAUGAUUGUGUUGAGAAGGUCAAAGCAGAGUUCGACACACUCUAUACGAGUCUUUAA